Penaeus chinensis is the source of this 7350-nucleotide messenger RNA. It is a transcript of the gene Graf, whose product is annotated as rho GTPase-activating protein 26-like. Gene Ontology annotation, biological process: signal transduction. The transcript has 23 exons. Gene Ontology annotation, cellular component: cytoplasm. Gene Ontology annotation, molecular function: GTPase activator activity; protein binding. NCBI's taxonomy places the organism in Eukaryota, Metazoa, Arthropoda, Malacostraca, Decapoda, Penaeidae. Bases 775 to 3288 code for a protein of 837 amino acids. The record is from RefSeq and is a predicted model, not a curated record.
ACGUGUAUCGUUUGUGAAUGCAGGCAGGUGAUUGAGGGUUUGCUAAUGUCUGAAAAAGUGGUAAUGGCAGCGGUGGUGUCAUGAUGGACGGUUUUCGGCAUGCGAGAAAGCCAUAAAGACGGGCCUGCGCCCGAGUGUCGCGCCAGGAAAAUCAAUGCAUGCAUGCAUAUCUUUCUUCUUCAUACGCUAACGUGUUGGUAGUAUCGAGUAGCUAGUGAAGUGUAGUAUUCCCCCAGCGCCCUCCCUUUCCCCUCGGCGCCUUCCCUUUCCCCUCGGCGCCCUCCCUUUCCCCUCGGUGCCUGACGCGAGGGGAGCUCGGGUCGACCGCUCUGCACAGGCCCUCCCUCGCUCGUCGCUGGACGGAGGCAGCGCGCUCGGCCGCGAGCAGCAGUCAGUGCCGCGCGGGCUGUCUCCACGAGCGCACCCCACUUCGUCCGUCCCGCCCGUGAAAUUCAGUGUCGUAUUUUGUUAUAAAAAAGGAAAGUUCUGAGUUGUAGAUAAAAAGAUCCCAAAGACUUGGACACCUUUAGCGUCUUCCCCCAAAUCGAAAGACUUGAUAUGCGAGAUGUAUAGCGUCUCUGGCGGCGCGGAUCACACGGGGAAGCCGCUCUGAAUCUGCGGUGCUAUUAUUCCCGCAUUGUCGCUGAUUGGACCACGCGAACUCGGGUAAUGCGAGAAACAUAGACACUGCUCGAGUCCGUACCAUGAAAGGGUACAGCAUGGUACACCAACACCACGCCACGCAAUGGAGUGGAGGCUGAUGCAUCAGUGGAGAUGGAACAGCGGCACUUUGUGCACGCCUCACUUGACUACGUAUUUCUGCUGCAGGAGGUCCAGGAGAGGAAGAAGUUUGAGUUUGUGGAAACGUUAUUGAGUUACAUGUAUGGUUGGUUGACAUUCUAUCAUCAAGGCCACGAAGUGUUCAAUGACUGUAGCCCUUACAUGCGUGAUCUACAAGUUCGAGUACAAAGGACCCGAGAGAACUUCUUAGCAACCCGCCAAGAGUCAGUGUCCCUGAAGAACAAGAUGCUGGAGGUGCGUAAGACGAAAUCAAUGGAUCCAGGCAACAUGGACAAAAUGUACACUCGACAAGGAUAUCUCUUCCUGAUGGAGAAAAAUGACGUCAAACCUUCACCUGCAUCUUUUCCUUUGUUUGUUUUUCAAAAGGCAUUUGGGACGACCUGGACCAAGCACUAUUGCCUUUAUCAGAAGGAGAACCGUGUCUUCACAAUGAUCCCCUACAACCAGAUACAACACAAAAUUUGCAAAUUUACUUCAACGGAGACCAUAGUACUCAAGUCUUGUGUCCGUCGAAUGUCAGACAGCAUAGAUAAGAGGUUCUGCUUCGACUUGACGGCGCAAGACAAGCCUGGUGUCCUCUACACUCUGCAGGCACUGUCAGAGGAAGAUCGCAAGCACUGGAUGGAUGCCAUGGAUGGGAAAGAGCCUAUGUAUGCGCACCCAAGUGGAGGUGUUGGAUCACAAGAAGAAACCUCCCUAGAUGAAGUUGGAUUGAAUUUUACUUCACGAGCAAUAGCAAUGCUUGAAAGUAGAGGGCUGGAGGAUCAAGGUUUGUACCGCUUGGUUGGUGUCUCCAGUAAAGUAUCAAAGCUUCUUGCAUUGGGCCUGGACCGGCGAAAAUCAGAGAAGCUGAUGCUUGAUGACCCAGCUGAGUGGGAGGUGAAAACCAUCACAUCUGCCAUUAAGCAGUACUUCCGUAAUCUUCCGGAACCCCUCAUGACAUACAAGCUUCACAGUGCCUUCAUUGCUGCUGCAAAGCAAGAUCGGUUGUUUCAGCGUGUAAAUGAGAUCCACAGUUUGGUUCAUAAGCUGCCUAAGACAAAUUUCACUGUUCUUAAGACCCUCGUUCAGCAUUUAGUAAAUGUGUCCAGUAAGAGCGAAAAGAAUUUGAUGACUGUUAGUAAUCUUGGUGUGUGCUUUGGGCCAACUUUACUGCGACCAGAAGAGGAGACUGUAGCUGCCAUUAUGGAUAUUAAGUUCUGCAAUAUUGUUGUUGAAAUCCUCAUUGAGCACUAUGAUAAGAUAUUUAAUACUGUCCCGGAGCCUCUUGUGGAUGUGAACAGAGUGACAGAGGGAAAGACCUCACCCAAAUCAUCUCCUCCUCCUUCAAAUAACCACACCAGUGCUUCCCAGUCUUCUUCACACACAUACUCAUCCUCUAGUGCUCCAAAACAUAUGCCAGUCUUACAGAAGGUUGUGACAUCCUUUACAACAAGUGAACCCCAGACAGUGCACUUUGGUGCGCCAUCAAGUCUUCCCCCGCACCUCCAACGUUCAGAUGCGUCAUCCAACCUCAAGACUCAGACAACACCUUCUGGGGUUGGGUCAGGUCUCCACACACAUGUACCAAGUGUAUAUGCAAAUGUCCCACCUCCACCAUCUGCUACACAUCACUGGAGCAACUCACCUUCUUUGUCUAGUCUUAACUCUGGCUUAAACUCAGGACUCAACUCACACAGUUCACUUGUUUCACUGAGUUCAGCUGUAGCAGCUUCCGUUGGUGUAGGAAGUAUGUAUGAAGCUGGGCAGAAUAAUCGACCAGCGCGGCCUCCUGCUCCCACUAAUGGUCAAGCCAGAGCACUGUCCUUUGUGAACCCUUUGUCUGAUCGGAGCGAUGGAGUUCAGAGUACCAGCAGCUCGAGCGAGUCCCUGUCAUCGCGGUCAUCCCGUGAGUUGACACAACCUCCCUCCAGCUCCCUCUCCUCCUCACCGCAGACAAGUAAGAGGUUUCCCCCCCAUGUCGUGGCUCCUCCCAAGCUGGGUGCUAAUGGCCCUCACCGAGAUCUCCGUGUGCAGCAGACAAACCAUUAUGCGUUUAACAACAGCACUUGGUAUGUACCACUUUCAGGUGCACGACUGGGGACGGCGUACCCGCCCACGUACCGGCAACACAUGGAAACUCUGUGCAAGAGACAAUCUCUGGAGUACCUCUACUCAUCUAUGAAUUCGAUCAGCGGGUCGCAGUCCACAUCAAGUCUACUGGCCCCAACCAGCUCUUCUCCGCCACCUUCUGCUACUUCGAAUGGGACGGCCAGUUCUCCUCCAAGACGUGUGAGAACGCUGUAUGCAUGUGUAGGAGAAAAUGAGUCUGAGCUUUCCUUUGAGCCCAAUCAAAUCUUAUGCAAUGUUCGGCCAUCCCGAGAACCAGGCUGGCUAGAAGGAACCCUCAAUGGCCGCACUGGUCUUGUUCCUGAAAACUAUGUAGAAGCAGUAGAUGAUAAACCUCCUCCUCCUCGACUUCUAGCCCAGAGAAACACAGAUGUGUAAAUCUAUGAGAAACAUUCAUAAUUUAGUAGAUAUGAAGUGGAUGUAUUAACUUAGGCUUCAUAUCUUUGAAACUGUAGUGUGUCUUAUGUUAUACCAGGGUGACAUAAUGCAUAUUGUUGACCAAUAAUAUGUGUGUAUGUGCGUAUGUGUGUGCAUAAGGUAAAAUGCUGUGCUUGCAGUGUUGUACUACCUGCAGGGAUAUAGCAUUGCCUUUCAGAGAAUAUACUUUUGGCCUUAGGUACUGCCAGAAUGAAAGCUCCUUAUCAUGAGCUGCAGAAGGGAAUCUUAAGCCAUAUCCAGUUCUCAGACUGAUUGAUAUAUAUUUUUUUUUUAGUAUAGUACUAUCUCCCAACUCCAGGCAAGUGAGUUAUGUGCAGGGAAGGAUACAACAUGCAUCAGGAGUGUGCUGUGACAGGAUGUGCUUAUUCAAAUGGACAUGGAAUCUAUAAAAAUGGAAAGGUUACAUUGUCAUUUUGAUAGUGGGAGAAUAUAGCUCCCUUAUUUAGCAUAUUCAGUUGUCACAACUCAUUACUGGAGUACCAAUAUAUAUAUCAUUUAUGGUUAUGUCUAGAGCCAAAAGGAAUGUUGAACUUAUAUUUAAAGAAAAAAAACAAAAAUAUGGUGAUGUUUGUGGAGGGAGCCUGAGGAGCAUAUCCAUGUAUCAGUGAUGACCUAGUCUGAACCAAACCUACUUGGAGAAUGUAUAUUUAACAUAUUUUAUAUAUCACCUCUUUGUACAUUUGAAUUAUUUGUAAAUAUUGUUUCAUUUUAAUAGAAACAGUAUAUGAACAUAUUUUUUUCUUCUGUCUACAAGAAAGAUUUUGUUUUCUUUUGUCUGUUUCAGGUUUUUAUAUCUUUGUUAAACAAAUAUUGUUUCUUAAAACCUGUGCUGUAUCAUAAAAAGACAAACAUAGAUUAGUUUAGUAUUCAUUCAGAUUUUUUCUGAUUUUACCUGCCAUGCAUGAUUCUUUUGUUUCUAAACAGUUCAGUAAUAAUAGUGCAUAUAUAGGUAAUGAUCAAUAAGACUAGGAUUUGUAAGCAGCUAGUCAAGUGCAGUUCAAUUUUUGAAAACAGACAGGGAUAUCAAAGCAAAAUGAGUUUACAGAACUUGUAUUGGGGCUUGAAACUGAAUUAAUUUCUUGAUGUCCAAUAUUAAAAUCAGCCAAAUGUGAUAUAAUUAUCUUUCCAAAUACACACCCCUCAUUAAAAAAAAAAAAAAAAAUCCUUUGAAAGCAGUGCCUUUUUGCAUAGUAUCCUUCAAAGGUUUGCCAUCCAAAUAUAUUGAUGAUUUAUUAUGCAUUAAAUACAUGGGAAUAAUCAGAAAGGACUGAUGGCAGCAUUAAGAUGGAAAAAGAUGGAAAUCCAAUAGGUACAAAAUAUUUUGCUUGCAUUCAAGUCAUCAACUCAUUUCUGGUUAAGUGUUGAAAGGAUAUUUCCUUUUCUGCCAAAUCUUCUACUUUGACAAGAAAAUAAAGAAAUUGAAGUCAAACAUAAUAGAAUAAGACACUGAUGAAUUUAGAAUCAAAAAUUAGAUGGUGUUGGUGCUUAACUGACAAGUAUCAACAUCAGAAUGGUGGAACACACAGUGUAAAUAAAAGAUUAUUCAGUCCGUCCCCUUUUAUUUAUUCUCCAACUGCAUAAUUUAGAAAUAACAAAUGAAAUGGUUUUACACAAAUUCAGUACUUCCUUAUACAGAGUCCUUUUGUGGCUUUGUCACUGGUGGCUGUGUAAAUUUCAUGAACUUUCCAAAAGAGUAAACAGGGGAGGAAUCAUCACUGCAUUUACGAAAGUUUUGGAUGCGGCAUAAUGUUGAGUUUCGUAGUUACUGUUUCAAGGACAUCAGGAUAUACUUGGCUUUGAGCCCCAACAGGCUAUUGAUCUUUACAUGUUAUCAACCUUGUCCACAUAAAAAUAUAAUCUUUCCGUAGAUCCGCAAUGUCCUUGAUUGUUAAACAAAUCUUGGAAGUGCCUCGUUUGUACAUGGAAAAUGGAGAAGUAAAACUAUGUGACCUAUAAAUCCGCCAGUUUCCAAUCGAGAUUCUUUUCUUUUUCGUUUAGAGACCACAAUAACAUGCUCUAUGAUAACCUUAGAUUUAGAUAGCCACAGCAUACUGUUUGCUCCUGUGAUCAUAAUAUGCAAUGGUGAUACUACUGAAAUGAAUUCAGCAUUAGUAGAGACUUGUAUUUUUCAUUUUGUAAUCUGUAACCAGUGGAAAUAUUGAAAAGCAUAAUAAUGGUAGUGGACAGAAGGGGCAGAUCAUAUUUUGUUGCUGUUUACAUUCUGAGGUGUAUUUGCAAUGUCAGUUACUUUUAUAGUAUUAUAAUAAUUAUUAUGAUUAUCUUAUUAUUAUUAUUUUUAUUUUUUAUUAAAAGAAAAAAAAUGGAUGGUUUGUGUAACAAUUGGGAACAUUCUUUUUACUGGAUUUGGAGGAAGGAAAAGAGGAAUGAAGAAAAGUCUUUUGUUCUAGAUUGUGUGGAAUGGUGAGAUGAAGUUUAGUUUUUUUGCAUUUUACAUAUAAUAUAUAUCCAAAACCAGCUUGUGUCAUUUAUAGCUAAUUCAAAAAUACUUAAGGCUAACUAGUUUUCUUUUCCACUGCUUGCUUAAGAAAAAGUACAAGACAAAAUUGAAGAAGAAAGCAUUGCAAUUGUAUCUGCUACCCUUUUCAUUCAGAGCUUUUCACCCAUUUUUAAGUUGUGCAAUGCUACCAUCUUCAUCAGCUUCUGGAAGCAUAUACAUGGAAGAAAAUGUAUUACCUUUACUGCUGAGAGGAAGAUUUACCCAUAAAAGUCCUUUAUUACAUGAGCAGUUUGUGGUAGCAGUAUCAUCAGUGACAUGAUGUGGAAGGCCGGUAUGAACUAUGCAAAGUAUACAAACUGCUUAUCAUAAUGCACCCGACUUUACAAGUGCAAAUGUCAGAUUUUAGAUUAACCUUUGCAAUCUAGCAAAAAAAUCUCAUGUGAAGUAGGGAUAAGGUGUAGAGGCUGCUGUUGAUCAUAUUAUUAAGUUCAGUAUAUUAUGACAUGUAUUUUCCUUUAUAUCUUUAGGUCAGUGCCAUUCAUGUAUAAUUUUUUCUUUUGUUAAAAUUUGUAAUCUAGUGUGAUACUGUCCUGUUUUCUGAAUGUGUUAUAUGCACAAUAAUUUACAUUUCAUCAUAUAUUUCUCAUUAAAUACUGAAGAUAUUUUGAAAAGUUUAUGCUUCACAUACAUAGUUUUGUUUUCUUGAUAUUCAGUCUUUACCAAGUAAUGCAUUAUAUGAAGGUAUGCUGCAGAUUUGAUGGAAUUGUAAAUGAGAAUGAAAAUUCUGUUCUGAGUUGGAAGCUUGAAGGAUUGUAUAUUAUACAUUCAACAAUAAUGUUGCUCAAAAAGGAAGAAAAAAGAAAACACAUUAUUACAUAGAUACUUUAUUUUGAUGCAGUCCAAUAUUUGAAUACACAUUCCAUAACCAUGUUCCUACAAAUAUGCUAAUCAAAAUAUGGUAUACAAAAUAAAUGUAUUUUGAUUUUGGAUGUAAAGAUUUUGGUCAAAUGUAAAUAUGAUUAUGGUCUUUAAAAGGUGCAUUAUGUCAAUGCAGAUUCAUUCAUUCUUUAAACAAUAUUACCAACCCAGAGCACCUUUCAGUUAGAAGUCAGGUAAUGUGGAAGAAAUCUUUAAGACAUGUUAGACAAGCAAUAACAAACUUGUUAUUUAAAGGUAAGCCAUACAUUCAAGUAAUGGGUAUUGUUAAAAGUUCAUUAGAUUCUGAGAGAAAAAAAAUCACCUCAGUAUUAAAGUUAUUGAUAUAGUUUUAAAUGAGUUAAGAAUGAAACAGCAUAUAAGUUACUGUUAAAGAAGAUUAUGUGUAAGUAGAGACUUCUUCACCAUAGUAAUGAUAUGGAAAGUUCUGGCAUCAGUUAGUGAUGCUUGUCAGUAUAUAAAAAGAUUUCAAGGUCUGUUUGAUUGUAAAUAAGAUGUUAGUUCAACUGUACACUGACAUGCACCAUGAUAUGUAUAUAAUAGAUUUACUGAUAAUGACGCAUACAUGAUACUAUUUUAAAAUAAAUGUCCAAGAGGAAUAUAUGCAA